AGACCUUUUUGAGUAAAAUGUCUUCCAAAAACAAACAAUCUGCAGAGUUCAGCAUCUGCGCGCGUCUGCGCGACGCAGACAAAAGAGGCCAGAAGUUCUUCUGGCCAAAAAACAAACACCCCCUUAGCUAUGAUGGUUUCUUUUGAAGUGGCAUUCCUGUUCUCAAUGAAACCUUGUGGAGUGUUUGCAUUGUAUGGAAUGUUUUUUUUUUACAUCCGGAACUGGCUCUCAAUCUUGUUCCCUCGUCUCUUUUACCACAGAAAAUUGGAUUUGUCUGAUAAAAAAAUUGGAUUUACGAUCAUGGCAGAAAGAUUUGGAGAUUCAUAUCUGAAAAAGUGUUGCAAAGGUGGUUCCGCAAAGGUUAAGAGGAAGGUUGUAUUACGGGUGGUGCACGGUGCGAAGUGUGAAUUCCAGAUUUUGGAUCUAGAUACUGGCGAGUUCGUAAAAACUCCCUAUACCCUCAUAUGGAAUGGUGGAGUAGGUAGCAAUCUAUUGGUAGGGUCAAUAAUUUACACCAUUGGCACGCCCCAAUAUAGAAAUUUAUGCAGAGAUGAAUACUCUGAGCUUUACAGCUUCGAAAACGAGAUAGUUGAAGUUCACGAGGGCCUAUCUUAUUUUGAUUUGACUAACCCUGAAAUGGGUUGGCAAAAAGGGCCUCUUUUCAAGGAGGAUGAGUAUACUCCAAAAUGUGUCGCCUUUUGUGGUAAGCUAUAUGUGUUUAGAGGUUCUGAAUGGUCUUGUUUCGGUGAGGUUUUUGAUCCUAAGCUUAAUAUGUGGGAACACUUGCCAAAACCACCUCCUUUUUAUGGAAGGGUAUCAAGUUAUGAUGUAUCGCCUCCGCUUGUAGUUGAUCACUUGCGCGGUCGUAUCCUCGUUCACUUCCUCCUCUCUACCCCUGGUUGUUCAAUUUAUGCAUACUAUCCUGCUGAUGCUAGUUGGGAUUGCCUUGUUGAUAAAUUUGAUGGAAUUUGGGCCGGGCCAAUUGUUUUUGUUGAUGGGAUUCUCUAUAUUUAUGCCCGCAAAUCCAAACAAUUGGUCGAGGCUUAUGAUUUAAGCAGGAAACGGUGGUUGAAUGUUGUCUUAUCCUCAGAUUUCGAUGACUACUCAAAACAUGUGUUUGAUUCUUUGCACCAUCUCGGCGAUGACCUGCUGUGCUUCACUACUUACUCUUAUAAACUUACCAAUUUUGAUGAGAGAGUUACUAAAGACCACACUGUUGUUCUUUCCGUCCAAUUCAGAGUCCAACACUCAUCAGAUCAGGUGCUUCUCACUUUGGUCUCUUGCAAAUCCUCUCCAUUGGAAUCAUGCUGCCAUAUUCAUGGUCAAAUAGCUAUUUAGUUUCAGAGCAGCAAUGAAGAGUCUUCAAGAACCUUUUGCAAGUUUCAAAUUGGAGAUGUAUGAAUGUACUAUAGACUUUAUAGUAGAAGACAUGCCGGACAUGCCCAACAAAUAAAUAACAUUGGACUCAAGCAAAUAAUCAUUGUUGUGUUUUUCCUUUUUAAACUAUGAAUCAUUUAACUUGUGGGAUUCAAGUAAGGGUAAGGUCUACGUCCCUUCUCUCCACAUAUCUUAUUGUGCGAUUUAACUGGGUUGUU
Messenger RNA from Cuscuta campestris, 1595 nucleotides. The record is from the annotation of a GenBank genome assembly. Lineage: Eukaryota; Viridiplantae; Streptophyta; Magnoliopsida; Solanales; Convolvulaceae.